Seminavis robusta is the source of this 1839-nucleotide messenger RNA. Lineage: Eukaryota; Bacillariophyta; Bacillariophyceae; Naviculales; Naviculaceae. The record is from the annotation of a GenBank genome assembly.
AUGACAUCCCCUGCCUUGUUUACCUCCGCCAUGGAGACGUUUGCAGAUCCCGUAUUAUUGCCGGCCAAGGCGGAGCGAUUGGUGGUCCUCAUUCUUGUCAUUGCUGCCACUCAUUUAUUGCGCAAACUACGAGAAAUGUGGUGUCGACAGUCGGAACUGAACCAAUGGAUCCAUCAGACUCGAAUGGAAGGGCAAGAAAAAGUGCACAAUGUUCUGACCAUGGCAACGACCACAAAUGACUCUGUGCUGUUGACAGCAUCCGAAACCCGACAACAAAUCCUGGACAAAUCGUUGGACCCCAAACAGAAUAUCAUCUUUCUGGCCAAACGCUGUCGCAAAUAUGGAACGAAUCAAGAAGGAGUGAAUUCCGUCACAGAAGAGCUAUAUGAUGAUGCUUAUGCGACUGCGGCUGCUUUGGAGACAAAAUUGGAGCAGAUGGACGCCAAGGACGCACCACCACUCUUGGGAGUUCCCCUGUGUGUCAAGGAUUGCGUGGGGCUGGAAGGCAGUUUGUCCACCGGUGGCCUGGCUUGUCGGCUCAAUAGACGAGACAAGCAAGAUUCACUCAUCAUGGAGGCGCUCAAAGAGGCCGGAGCUAUUCCUUUGUGCAAAGGAAACGUUUGUCAAGGCAUGGGAAUCAGCGAAAGUGUCAACAGAAUUUGGGGUCGUAGUCGCAACCCAUGGAACUUGAGUCGAUCUCCGGGUGGAUCCUCUGGUGGUGAUGCCGCUUUGGUCAGCACUGGCUGUGUACCAUUGUCGGUUUCGGCUGAUGGAGCCGGAAGCAUUCGUAUCCCAGCCUCCUGCUGUGGUGUGGUUGGAUUCAAGCCAUCUCCCAGUCGCCUCACCUUUAAAAACUCCAUGAGACCCAAGAAAGACGACAAGUAUGGUUCCUCCUUGGUGGUCCCCGCCACCAUGGGCCCCAUGGCUCGGUCCGUGGAGGAUUGUGCCAAUUUUAUGCGAGCGGUUUGCUCUCCAACCGUACGCCGUGGGGAUCGCAAUGUGAUUCCACUCGACUUUAAUGAAGCUGAUUAUCAAGACACCCGCAAGCUAAAGAUUGGCUAUUUCAUGACGGAUGGCUGGAUGGAUCCAUGUCCCACUGGAAAACGCGCCAUGAAGGAGGCCAUUGAGGCACUCAAGAAACAAGGGCACAUGGUGGUGCCAUUCCAGCCCCCCACGGACGGGUGGCAUCACAACCGGUUGUUUGUGGGCAUCACUGCGGCCGAGGGAAACAUGAGGUCCUAUCGAGAAGGACUGGAAGGAGAAAUGAUGAUCCCGGAAUACGCUCCUCUAGUUGGUGUGGCAGCUCUACCAAACUUUUUCCGUCCCAUUGCAAAGUUGUUCUUGCCGAAACGUGUUGGGCAUCUUCUGGGAUGCGGGAAAAAUGGCGGGCUUACAGGUUAUGAAAUCUGGGACUUGUGUGCGGACUUGUUGAAGAUGAAGCAACAAUGGUCGGAUGCCUUCAAUGACACGGGAGUGGAUGCUGUGAUCUUUCCAUCGUUGCCGAUUCCUGCCAUUCGUCAUGGCCAAUGCGGCAAGAUCAUGUCCGUCGCCUACAUGUUUAUUGGCAACCUAUUGGGUUGGCCCUGUGGUGCACUGCCAAUCACCACCGUUCGACAAGACGAGCAGCAUUACCGCUUUGAGGAUCUUCCGAAGAUUCAACGUGACAUCAUGUCCAAGACCGUCGCGGAGGAAAUGGUGGGCAGCGCGGGACUGCCCAUGAGUAUCAGCAUCAUGACACCUGGAUUUGAGGAUGAAAAAUGCCUUCGAGUGAUGAAAGAGAUCGAGAAGGGAGUAAACUUCCAAGCAAGGCCUACAGCUUUCCAAGCCAAAUCCAUCUAA